Molecule: messenger RNA, 5643 nt
Organism: Cygnus atratus (black swan)
Lineage: Eukaryota; Metazoa; Chordata; Aves; Anseriformes; Anatidae
Gene: RIMBP2
Product: RIMS binding protein 2
Exons: 24
Coding region: 198-4328 (1376 amino acids)
Biological process (GO): neuromuscular synaptic transmission
Molecular function (GO): protein binding
Source: RefSeq, a predicted model, not a curated record
AGAGCCACGAUAAAGCAAAACAAACAUCAGAAAAGCUUCCACACUGCAGACCUGAGGACAGAAGCAGACAGAAAAGUUGCUCAAUAACUCCUAGGAAGAGCAAGGUUGUCAACCCUUCAACUUCAUUGACAUUGUCAUCCAAUAACGCUACUGUCAUCACAAAAACAAUUACCAGAACAUUUCCUCUAAAGCAGAAAAUGCAUUUAGUUAAUGUUAAGGCCCAGCAUCUUCAAAAUAUCAACAAACAAUCAGAAAGCAUAAAAGAUCUGGAGAUCCAAAUGCUUCAAGUAGAGUGUGAAGAACUCAAAAAUCAACUAGGAUGCUUAAGGGAAGGGCUGAUGGGGCAGAAGCCAGGUGACACGGAAGAGCUACUGAAACAAUCUCAGAAAGAACUGUUGUGGCUUCAGAGACAGCUCUCCUUUAUCUCCACAGGAAGCCCUAUGUGUGUUUUGGCAGCUAGCAAGUUUGGAAAUGAUCCAUCACGCCUGCAGCCAGCAACAUCACAGAAAACAUUUGAUCAGGUCCAGUUUGUAGAAGAGACUCAGAUUUCCAAGUCUGAUGUCACCACAUUAAAUCAAGAGUAUCAUCACUGGCAGUUCUUAAAAAAUGAACUGAAGGAUGCUGUGCAAGAAAAGAAUCGCCUGAGCCUUCAGUAUGCAAGUGUGUCCCACAAAGCACUGCAAUAUGACCAGGUGAAAUCAGACUAUGACCAUCUUAGAGAAACCCUUAACAGAGUGACCAAAGAACGAGAUUUGGCUGUAAAGGGAAAACACCAGCUCCAAGCCAAGCUGGAGAACUUAGAGCAGGUCCUAAAGCAUAUGCGAGAGGCUGCUGAACGGCGGCAACAACUGGAGUUGGAGCAUGAGCAAGCCUUGGCUGUUCUCAACGCCAAACAGCAGGAAAUUGAACUCCUGCAGAAGGCCAAGGUCCGAGAGCUAGAGGAAAAAUGCCGGACACAAAGCGAACAAUUUAACCUCCUGUCCAGAGAGCUGGAGAAGUUUCGGCAGCAAGCAGGGAAGAUUGAUCUCCUGAGCAGUAACACAGUAGCAUCCUCAGAUAUUCCUGGUUCUCCCAGUAAAUCUCUAUCCCAGUUAAUGAAUGGAAUAGCCACUUCUAUAGGCAAAGGUCAUGAAAGUCCUUCUGGAAGUCGUUGUGUGAUUUCAGAAUUUAUACGACCUCUUCAAAUAUCUGGAGACAAACCAGAACAAUUGUCUGUCAAACCUACAUUCCUGUCCAAGUCAAGAUCUGGUACCCCAAGAUGCAGAUUUGAUUCAGACAUGGAUAAUGAUCAGAAUUCCAAUACCUCAAAGCAGAGAUAUUCUGGGAAAGUCCAUCUUUGUAUUGCCCGUUAUAGUUACAACCCUUUCGAUGGACCGAAUGAAAAUCCAGAAGCAGAGCUCCCCCUUACGGCAGGAAAGUACCUUUAUGUGUAUGGAGAUAUGGAUGAAGAUGGCUUUUAUGAAGGGGAACUCCUAGAUGGACAGAGAGGACUAGUCCCUUCAAAUUUUGUGGAUUUUGUUCAAGACAAUGAGACCCGUUUAUCAAGCACGUUAAGCAGUGAACAAGAUCAGAAUUUUAUCAACCAUUCGGGUUCUACUUUAGAAGGAGAUAUCCUAGAGAUAAGUCCACCAAGUCACAUAGACUCUAGCAUAAUCAGCAAUGGCGCAGGGACUCUGGAUGUGAACAUCGAUGAAAUUGGAGAAGACAUUGUGCCUUAUCCUAGAAAAAUCACCCUUAUUAAACAACUAGCCAAAAGUGUCAUUGUGGGCUGGGAGCCACCGGUAGUGCCACCUGGAUGGGGAACCGUUAGCAGCUAUAAUGUUCUGGUUGACAAAGAAAUACGGAUGAACAUAGCCUUGGGAAGCAGAACGAAAGCCCUUAUAGAAAAGCUUAACAUUUCUACUUGUACAUACCGAAUAUCAAUUCAGAGCAUUACAAACAAGGGUAACUCGGAUGAACUGCAGUGCAGUUUGUUAGUUGGGAAGGACGUAAUUGUAGCCCCCUCUAAUCUUAAAGUGGAAAACAUAACCCAGAUUUCUGCUGAGCUCUCCUGGCUCCCUACAAAUAGUAAUUACAGCCAUGUCAUAUUUCUUAAUGAAGAAGAAUUUGACAUUGUCAAGGCUGCCAGCUACAAGUACCAUUUUUUUAAUUUGAAACCCAAUAUGGCCUACAAGGUGAAGGUCAUGGCAAAGCCCCAUCAGAUGCCCUGGCAGCUUCCCCUAGAACAACGAGAAAAAAAGGAAGCCUUUGUGGAAUUUUCUACAUUGCCAGCAGGUCCCCCAGCUCCACCUCAAGAUGUUACUGUCCGGGCCGGGUCCACUCCAGCGACCGUACAGGUGUCCUGGAAACCACCAACUUUGACAGCAACAGGGACCUCCCAUGGUGCCAAUGUCACAGGCUAUGGCGUUUAUGCGAAAGGUCAACGGGUGGCGGAAGUGAUCUUUCCAACAGCAGAGAACACACUGGUGGAGCUAAUGAGACUAAGAAAUCUGGAAGCAAAAGAAGUUACUGUUCGAACACUCUCUGCACAAGGGGAAUCAGUGGACUCUACUGUUGCUGCCAUUCCAUCUGACCUACUGGUGCCUCCAACCCCUCACCCCAGAACUGCUCCCAAAUCUAAGCCAUUAGCAAGUGCCGGAGCCCCAGAAACCAAAGAAGAACAUUUAGGUCCACAUUUAAAAAUGGAUGAGUCAUGGGAGCAGACUCGUUCGGCAUCCCCUGUUCAUGGGCACACACUUGAGCCACCUGUCCCUAACUUUCACAGCCCUCUUCAGGCGAGGAGGUCUCCAUCACCUAACCGAAUACUCCCUCAACCUCAAGGCACACCUGUCCCAAAUACUGUUGCAAAAGCCAUGGCAAGAGAAGCUGCACAACGAGUUGCAGAGAGCAAUAGGAUGGAGAGAAGAAGUGUUUUUAGUGAAAGGAGCAAUGCAGCCCAGUAUGCUAACUCAGAUGAUGAGGAAGAUGGCUAUGAUUCUCCUAAUGUCAAAAGGAGGGGGGCUUCAGUUGAUGAUUUUCUGAAAGGGUCAGAACUUGGAAAGCAACCUCACUAUUGCCAUGGUGAAGAGUACCAUACAGAGAGCAGCAGAGGUUCUGACUUGUCUGAUAUUAUGGAGGAAGAUGAAGAAGAGCUGUACUCGGAAAUGCAGCUGGAGGAUGGAGGAAGACGACGAGUCAGUGUGACUUCACAUAAUGCACUUAAGCUUUUAGGUAAUCCAUCAUCUGCAGGACGGCCUGAAAGGGCGGAGCAUGCAGGGCGAAGGUCCUCUCAUGGCAGUGCAGUGCCACAAAGGUCUCGACCAAUGUUGGUCCCUUCCAUUGAAAUUACAAUGGACAGUAACAGUGAAGGCGGUCGGUCUCGGUCAGGUAGUGAGGGAAAUAUUUCACCUGUAAAAGAAGAAGCUUAUUAUCGCAGCAUUGGUGGACACAAGAAAUGGCCUCAGCAGCGUACCAUGGCCUCUGAAUAUAGAUACGAUGGCUAUGGUGGUCAUGACCAUCUUUCUCCAGAUAUUUAUGAAGAAUCAGAAACAGAUCCUGGCACAGAAGAUAUUUCUACUCGAAUAUUUGUUGCACUCUUUGACUAUGAUCCACUGACAAUGUCCCCAAAUCCUGAUGCUGCAGAAGAAGAGCUGCCAUUUAAAGAAGGACAGAUCAUUAAGGUUUAUGGGGACAAAGAUGCCGAUGGAUUCUAUCGUGGAGAAACCUGUACAAGAAUUGGCCUUAUCCCAUGUAAUAUGGUCUCUGAGAUCCAAGCAGAUGAUGAAGAGAUGAUGGAUCAGCUUCUAAAACAAGGUUUUCUUCCUUUGAACACACCGGUAGAGAAAAUAGAAAGAAACAGACGGAGUGCCAGACAACAUUCAGUAUCUACAAGAAGGAUGGUGGCACUGUACGACUAUGAUCCAAGAGAAAGUUCUCCUAACGUUGAUGUAGAGGCUGAGUUAACAUUCUGUACAGGGGACAUUAUCACUGUCUUCGGUGAAAUUGAUGAAGAUGGAUUUUACUAUGGUGAACUUAAUGGACAGAAGGGGCUGGUUCCUUCCAACUUUCUUGAAGAAGUGCCUGAUGAUGUUGAAGUCUAUCUAUCUGAUGCACCCUCGCGAUAUCUUCACGAUACACCGAUGCGUACAAAAGCAAAAAGGGUUCCUCCUGAGAAUACAGGUACAUCAAGGAGAGCACCAUCCCCCACAGUUCAUCUCCAUUCUGGGUCACCUACGUCACCUAUGGGUUCUGGUAGUCCCGGGAGAGGCAGGGAUAUGUCCUCGAAAAAGAAAAAGGGGCUGCUUUCCAAAGGCAAGAAACUGCUGAAAAAACUUGGUGCAGUGAAAUGAUUCAUGUACUCCUGGACAACUUGUAAAGCUUCCAGUCUGUGUAUUUUUUUUUUUUUUAAAUGUCAAAACUAGGGCUUUCAUGACUAUGUAGUACAACUUUAUUAAACCUUUGCAUUUUUAACUCUGACAUCAAUAGAAUCAUGUGAAUUGCUUAAAACAGCAAGAAAAAAGCAGGUUGUGGGAUUAAGACAGGAAGAACAUGAUUUUAGCUGAAGUCUAUUCAACACCUGCAAGCGCACUGGAUAAAUCUUAGCCUUUAGUCUCCUUUAACCCUGGGUCAGGUGAAAAAGAAAAAUCUGUUCAUUGAUUGCUGGUCAAGAGAGAUCACCCCAUUCUGUCUAAUCUUAAUCAUUUAAAAAAAUGGUCUUGAAACUCCUAGUUUAAAUCAGCCUUGAUGUUUUGCCUUAUUAAUGCACAAUGAUUUGUACUGUCUAAUAAAUAUUCAACAUAUACUUUGUAUGUACUGUGUAUUCAAUUGUCCUCAUCUUCCCUAAAUCAUAGUAAUUUAAGAUCAAAUAUGAUGUUGCUAAUUCCAUUCAAUGUAUGAUACAACUCUUGAGAGUUUGAAAGUACUGAGCAAAAUGCUUUUUUCUUUCUUUCUUUUUUCCUCUCCAAACCAAAACUCUCGUAUAGGUUUCUUUUGUCAACAUAUUCACUAAACUGAAAUCAGAUACAGUCUAAGUUGUUCAGAGCCUCACCCUCACUUUCAAUCAUACAAACAUCACAAACUUCAGUUCUGGAGUUCCUGGUUCACUAUUCUAAAUUACCAUAAAAAAAAUAAAAGAAACCUUUACUUCCCACCUUUUUUUCUGGUGGAGGUGCAGUCCUAAGUUAAAAGGCAUUUUCAUACUGUUGAUGUCAGAUUAAAGAUUAAGUGCAUGUCUAAAGUCAAAAACCCUGUUAUAUACACAAGCCGUAGCCAGUAAAAAGGCUGCAAAAUGUGAUAAAAAUAUUAAUUGCAAUAUUGGCAUCUCAAUAAAAACAAUCUUACACACUGAUGGCAGUCAUUGGCUGUUACUAUUUUGUAAUUCUUGUCCAUUUGUAAAUUAUUUUUACUGUUUAUACAUACUUUUCAGACUGCCUUUCUUUUUGUAAUUUAUGGAAGGUUUAUAAAUGAAUGAUCAAAGCUUCCCCAUUGUGUCUUCAGAUAAUAUUGUAAAUUACUGUAAGAUACUGUGUGCUAGAUUAUACCAUUUAAUUAAAGAAAAUAAAUGGCCUAAAUUUGUGGUAAAGUACCGUGUGGGUGUGUGCAUGUGUACAAUUGUUGUGUAAUAUAUUUUAUAUAAAUAAAUAAUUUGAUAUUUUGUAGAGUGCA